Alnus glutinosa is the source of this 2718-nucleotide messenger RNA. RefSeq names its product protein kinase STUNTED. The record is from RefSeq and is a predicted model, not a curated record. The coding region runs from base 191 to 2482 and encodes 763 amino acids. The transcript is spliced from 10 exons. Gene Ontology annotation, biological process: protein phosphorylation. NCBI's taxonomy places the organism in Eukaryota, Viridiplantae, Streptophyta, Magnoliopsida, Fagales, Betulaceae. Gene Ontology annotation, molecular function: ATP binding; protein kinase activity.
UCCUCUCCUCUCUCUGUUUCUCGUCUGGUCUGCGAGCUUGAAAAGCAAACCAAGUUGACGGUUAGUAAAAACCAAACUCAAUCGCUAAAACUCGGAGGGUAUAUAACUAUAUAUGUUAAAGACGACGAUCACCGGCAACAAAACGACGACGUGGUUGGGAUUUGACCAGGAAAACGACAGCGUUUAGAAAAUGCUGCAAACGGGUGUGCCCGGGGAAGCCGAGGCCUUGGGCGACUCCGGUGGCCAGACGGUGGUCGUGGGGGUGAAGCUGGACUCGCCGAGCAGAGAGCUGCUGACGUGGGCUCUGGUCAAGGUGUCUCAGCCCGGUGACCUUGUUGUGGCUCUCCACGUUCUUGGAAAUGACGAAAUUGUGGAUCAAGAUGGGAAGUCGUCGCUGCUUUCGCUUGUCAAGGCGUUUGACUCUGUUCUUGCUGUCUACGAAGGUUUCUGCAACCUGAAGCAGGUGGAUCUCAAGCUUAAGGUUUGCAGAGGUACAUCAGUUCGGAAAAUUUUGGUUCGGGAAGCAAAAGCUUACUCAGCUUCAAAGAUUAUAGUCGGAACUGCUCGGAACCACCAUAAAAUCCGGUCUUCGACCUCGGUGGCUAAGUACUGUGCUAAAAAACUGUCCAAGGAUUGCUGGGUUCUUGCUGUUAAUAAUGGGAAAGUUGUGUUCAAGAGAGAAGGUUCUCCAACAACUAUCGGUCACUUAAAAGGAACCGAAGAUCAUCGCCGAAAUGGUUUACUUAGCAUGAUUCAUGGGAAAUUUAGUAAGAACACAAAAGUACUAAACGAGGGCAAUGCCAGCCUGAGCUUAAAGGAGAGAUUUGAGGAGGGGAUUUGCCAAGAUUUGGAGCAGGGCUUAGCUAAAGCUGUUGUGGAUUGUAGAGAGAGUGCUACAAAGCAGAAGUGCUCAAUUUGUGCACCCAACUGUGAGUUGCUGGAUAAUUCUUGUGAGCAAUCUGCAGAAGAGUCCUCUGGUGAUGGAGGUGAAGAUAAUAAGUCUUUGGCUAUAGUGCCAGUACAGAAGGAAGAGGCAGCGUCUGGUUCAAUUUCUCUGUUGAUCAAAGAAAUACCGGAAUUAAAACCCGGUUGGCCACUACUCCAUCGUACUGUUCUGUCGGAUAGAAAAGUUUCUGAGAGGUCUUUGGUGCGGCAGAUCUCUGUGGUUCAGUGGGCAUUGCGGUUGCCUAGUAGGCAUUAUUCAUGUACUACUAUUUCAGAUCACAAACAAAUUAGAUAUGAUCAGGGUGAAGACCAGUCAUCAAACUUAGACGCUGAAAGUGGCGCAAUUGUUCCGGUCGCUACUGAGACAUUGGCUGCUCCACCUUCUCCUGAACACUGUCCCAGAAGGGUACCGAAAGAAUUGGAGGGUCUUCAUGAGAAGUACUCGUCAACUUGCAGAUUAUUCAUGUACCAGGAACUCCUUUCAGCAACAUCGAAUUUCUUGCCUGAAAAUUUGAUUGGGAAAGGAGGCAGCAGUCAGGUUUAUAGAGGCUGCCUUCCAGACGGCAAGGAACUUGCUGUGAAGAUCUUAAAGCCAUCUGAAGAGGUUUUGAAAGAGUUUGUCUUGGAAAUAGAGAUUAUUACGACCUUAUCUCAUAAGAACAUCAUUUCUCUUCUGGGGUUCUGUUUUGAGGAUGGCAAUCUUCUCUUGGUUUAUGAUUUCUUAUCAAGAGGAAGCCUUGAAGAGAACCUUCAUGGGCAUAGGAAAGACCCGCUUGCAUUCAGUUGGAGUGAGAGAUAUAAAGUGGCAGUGGGUGUAGCUGAGGCCUUAGAAUAUCUGCAUAGUGGCUGUGCUCGACCAGUGAUCCACAGGGAUGUUAAAUCGUCAAAUAUACUAUUAUCUGAUGAUUUUGAGCCGCAGCUCUGUGAUUUUGGACUUGCAAAAUGGGCACCAACCUCUUCAUCACAUAUAACCUGCACUGAUGUUGCAGGCACCUUUGGUUACUUGGCUCCUGAAUACUUCAUGUAUGGCAAAGUAAAUGACAAGAUUGACGUCUAUGCAUUUGGUGUUGUACUCCUUGAGCUUCUUUCAGGAAGAAAACCUAUAAGCAAUGACUAUCCAAAAGGCCAAGAAAGCCUAGUCAUGUGGGCUAAGCCAAUUCUAAAUGGUGGGAAGGUGUCCCAAUUAUUAGAUCCAAGCUUGGGCAAUAAGUACAAUCAGGACCAGAUGGAGAGGAUGGUUUUAGCAGCAACUCUUUGCAUCAGGCGUUCCCCACGAGCACGGCCUCAAAUGAGCCUUGUUUCGAAGCUUCUUCAUGGGGACUGUGAGAUUACCAAGUGGGCAAAGCUACAAGUUAAUGUUUUGGAGGAAUACGACAUGCUGGAUGGCGAAGGUUGUCCACGUUCUAAUCUGCAGUCGCAUCUUAACCUGGCACUGCUCGAGGUGGAUGACUCACUCUCCAUAAGCAGCAUUGAGCAAAGUGUGUCAUUGGAGGACUACUUAAAAGGCAGGUGGAGCCGCUCAUCGAGCUUUGACUGACCGCGUUUCUGUAAUUCUUUUUGUAUAUUCUUUUGCCUUUUUCCCCUCCUUGCCAUUGGCUUUUGUUUGUCUUCUCUGCUUUUCUUAUGGAAGGGUUUUGGAUGAGAGGUUGUUUGCGAGUGUGCCCUCCUCCUUCCCUUAGCAGUCGGCAAAGGCAAACUAGUCCCUAUUUGUUGGGCUAGUUUAUAUAUCAUUGAAAAAAUAAGGAAAAAAGAGUGUCGUUUUUAUUCAUAGAU